UCAAAAUAUGAAAAAGAAAAAAAAAGUUGAGAGAAAAAGUCCAAGUUCAACACAAAAAGAAAACGGCAGCGUUAAAAUUUGUGGAAAAAUUACGUGUUUGUUAAAUAUUUUUUCGUAUUAGGAAGUGUACAUCGAAGACAAAUUGUGUAUUCAGUGAAUUUAGUCCGGUAGCGAGUCGCUGCUCUGCAAAUAAGUAGAGCCACAGUCAAUUCGCAAUUACGUGUUUGUCUCCCCUUUUGUCGAAAUAGCUUCCAAUAUAGUGCAGUUUUGUAAAAUUAGCGAAAGUGCGACGUCUGUUUUCGGAAAGGGUGCAAAUAAGGUGAAAGAAAAAGUUGUGGAAUCGAUAGCAGGAGGAAGGAAGUGAAAUCCGUCCGGUUCGGCAGUAUGGCGAAGGAUAACAACAAUAUCAACAUAGCGGACGAACUCUCCAGUGGAAGCGGAGCAAGUGGUUCCUCUGGCGAUGCGCUGAAACAGGGAAACAGUAGAACCACGACAACCGAUCAACAGUCCAAUUUCAGUAGAGGAAGAACGAAUGGGGUGUUGGGAUCACAUUCAGACGCUGCCAUCAGUGACUUGCAGCAAUCGUCGACGUUAAGCUCUCAGAGAUCAACUGGUAGCAGUUCUGGACCCGCAGAUCCGGAAGCAGGAGGUAUGACUAGAGCUAUUCCCGAGCUGCCACGUCGGGAGGAGAAUCCUUUUUCGUUCAAACACUUUCUGAAGCGAGAUUCAUCACUGGGCUCAGCAGCUACUUCAUCUAGCACGAUCAGCGGAACCAACAUCAAUCACAGUCGUAGCACUUCCAAUAUCAAUGGAAAUAACCACACCGGAAGCUCUAGUUGCAAUGCUAUAAACAACAGCAACAAUUUCAUCAACAACAAUGUCAGCACUAGCAGUGCCCACAGCAGUACCGGAAAUAGUAAUGCGGCAGCUUCUCCAUCGAAAUCAGCCACAACAAGUUCCUUGCACAAUACAAGUACGACAGGAGCGAAGCCGAAAAUUCCUCAGUUCCAGUCGGUGAAUACGUUGAGCAGCGAAUCCAAAAUGAAAAGGUCGCCGCGAUUUCCGUCCUUUGAUUCACAGUCCAGUCUGUCGGAUUUGGCCGACGAUAAGUUCAUGGCAAACAUCUACCAUAGUCGUAGCAAUAACUCUUUCAAUUCGGAUUACCCGAUAGGUGGGGGUGGAUCGACCUCCGCGGGAUCGCAAUAUGUUCAGCGUUCGUAUUCCAAUUACGACAUGGAAAGUCCUGGUUCGGCAGACUCUCCGCGGUUGGCUGGGUCGCAAAAUCUGCACAAUUCGCCAAAUUUUGGAGGAAGAAGUCGCGAAAACCUCUCGUCGGCUCACCGAUUAGGCACUUCGGAAUUCUCGGCGGCCCUACCAGACUUUGUUCAGGAUCAUUUGGUCAUGGAGCAGUGGUACACUUUAGGAUCUCCGAAGAGCGUCUCCCCAGUGUCGGUCGAUUUUGAUCAGCUUCCAGAUUUUGCCGUCAACAAUCUCGACCCGGAAGGUAGAGGUCAUGGUUCGGUCAUCAAUGAUAUACCAUUCGAUUUAACGUACAACUCCGCACCGGGAGGUGGAGGGAGUGCUGCAUCCGGUGGUCUUAAUUCUGCAAACCGUAAUCGUACUCCACUGCGCAACACUUCACCGAAUGUUCCUUUAGAUCUUCCGCCUCAAAAUUUGGAUUUUUCUUUUGAUCUGCCCCGGAGACGGGUUACUCCUCCGCCGGAACUUCCUCCAGACCUCACGGAUAACAACGCCACCGGGCCCCGAUCUGGAUUUUAUUUUUCCGAUAUGGAUCGCAACCAUUCACCUCCGCCGUCGGGAUCGGCCGCAGACAAAAUCCAUCGCCUACCGGACUUUCUUUCCGACGGUCCGAUCCAUUCUUCUGGCCGAUUGGCGGAUGUAACGCAUGAUACACCACAUUUCAAUUCACCGGAUGCCGAUGCCAGCCAUCACCUGCAGAGGUUACAGAUCGAACGCCAAGAGAACGAUCGUCUGAGGCGCGAAGUCGAGGACAACCGUCGGAUUAUAGCGGAACAAGCCCGCCGGAUAAAGGAUCUGGAAAAAUCAGUGGAGACAGCCCAGAGCAGUGCCACGUUGGCCCAGACCGUCGAGGGGAUCGAGGAAAACUUAGACAAAAGUUAUCUAAGAGCAGCCACGGCCGAAUCUCAAGUUAUCAAGCUGAGACAGAAAAUCAAGCGAUUGAAUGCCGAGAUUGAAACCCUGAAACAGGAGAAUGAAAUCCUGAAAGAGGAAGGCGCGGUGGGAGGAACUGGCGCAGGCGUCAGCGAUGCAGGUCCAUCCGGCGGUGUUGCAGGCAACAGAGGUUUCAGCUCGCGCCAUGCCCGACGUCCAUUUUCACGCGCCCAGGAUUUGUCCCGUGAACUGCGGCAAGCGGCGGCAUCGGCGGAAAACAACCUAAGGCAACUUUUGACCGGUGUGGACAACUUACGCAUGAUGGCUAGCACGAUUGAGAAUAUCGAUCGUAUCGAUAUCACCCACACGGAUGAUUUCCUCUCGGACAGUGAUGACAACGAUCUCCUAGGGCCGGCACUCUAAACUAGGUGAACACAUAGAUCAACUACUCUAGCCCUCUUUUUCCGUUCUCCUACCUAGUUUAUUUUCAAUUGACUAGUACGUUGCUUCUGGCCGAAACGCGUCAGGCGCUCUUGCCGAACGAAAUUCAAAUGACUUAUCCUGUGAUGUACGAUUUUUGUUUAGUUAUUCGUUUUUACAAUUAUGUUUAGACAGACAAGAAAGCGAUUGAAUGUGGUAUGGAACUCCUCCGUUUGGCCCCGCAGAGGUCAGGAUCAAUAAAAAAAAAAGAAAGAACGCUACAAAAAAAAUCCGGUUUUGAGAUGCGAAUGAACUGCGUUCUACUUAUUUAUGAUAUUAGGAUGCACGUAAUAAAGGUAGACAUAAAAUUGAAAUGCCAACAGAGUGAAAACGUUAGUUUUGCAAUAUGAUUGUGAGUCAAAUUUUGUUACAUAGCUAGUGUACGAAAAUAUAAGAAAAAAUACAGAAAAAAAAUAUUAGCUUGCAGAUGAAUUUAGAAACAGAGAACGGAAUGAAUAUCGCGCACAGCCAUAGGGAAAGUGAUUUGCAGAUGUAGAAAAGGUUCUUAGCCGCUUCACCUGAUGUCUUUCCAUUUGCAGCAGCAGCACACAUUCUCCAGUGGGGCCAGCUAGUGAACGAGAGGAAACAGUUAUCGCCCUCCCUCAAAGGUGGUCCGAUGGUAGUGAAAAGACUGACCGACUGAGUAAACACACAAGAAUGUAAAAUGUCAUUAUACUAUGAAUAGAGCUCUAGAAUUGCAUCAUUUUGACGUAAAACCAGAUACCUAGCUACAACAUACACACAUACACGAACAGACGAUACACGAACACACACAAAAGAAGCAAAGAGUAAGAUUCAACACUGCAUGCAACCACAUUCGCGCACCUUGCAUAUGUAUAACAGCAACUCAUAAAUUAUAGCUAUAUAUAUAUAUAUAUAUAUUGUACAUUAUGAAUGCCUACUCGUUGUCUAGGUUUUAUGCAGAAUGAGACGAUGUGUAAAAAACGAAAAUCAAAGCUACUAAUAAUGAUCUUUGUCAAACAA
This is a messenger RNA of Ochlerotatus camptorhynchus, 3597 nucleotides long. RefSeq names its product lethal (3) 04053. The record is from RefSeq and is a predicted model, not a curated record. NCBI's taxonomy places the organism in Eukaryota, Metazoa, Arthropoda, Insecta, Diptera, Culicidae. The transcript is spliced from 5 exons. Bases 385 to 2556 code for a protein of 723 amino acids. Gene Ontology annotation, biological process: regulation of cytokinesis; positive regulation of protein localization to cilium; positive regulation of cilium assembly. Gene Ontology annotation, cellular component: ciliary basal body; recycling endosome; midbody.